AUGAGUGACAAUUGGUUUGAAAAUAUGGAUAAUGGAGAAAUAACCGGAUUAAUUUCAGUUGAUAUUAGGAAAGCCUUUGAAUCUAUUGAUCAUACAAUCCUAUUAAUGAAGAUGCAAGACCAGUUUGGUGUUCAAGAUUUUGAGCUAAAAUGGUUCCAAUCCUAUUUGACGAAACGAAGCCAAGUUUGUGUUGUCGAUGGCCACAUAUCGUUGGCUAAGGAAAUUGUAUGCGGAGUUCCACAGGGAUCUAUCUUGGGACCCCUCAUGUUUUUACUAUAUAUAAAUGAUUUGCCAGAAUGUCUGAAAAACACAACUCCUGGCAUGUAUGCUGACGAUACUCAAAUAUAUGCAUCUUCCGCAAGUUUCUCCGAAGUAGUAACCAAACUUAAUCAGGAUUUAGAAAAUAUAGUCAAAUGGCUCUCUCGAAAUAAAUUGCAACUUCACACAAAAAAGACAAAAGCAAUGUUUAUAGGAUCACCCUAUAACUUAAAAAACAAAGUUGGUAAUGAACAGGUUAUGAUAAAUGAUAAACCGGUUACUCGAUAUUCCUCUUUUCCAUGUCUGGGAGUAGAACUAGAUGAAAGAAUGAGCUGGGAAAACCCUUUUAAUCUUGACCCCCCGACCUAUCAAGAGAUUACAAAUGUCAUCCGUAAAAUGAAACCGUCUGGCUCACCAUGUCCACUUGAUCAAAUAUCUAUCAUCUGUUUUAAACGCUGUGCUUAUUUACGCUCGUACUUAACUGAGAUAAUCCACGCAGCCUGGUCUUGCGGUGUUGUCCCGUCUGAAUGGAAGAAAGCAUGCACAAUUCUAAUUCAUAAGAAAGGCGAAACAGCAAACCCAGCAAACUUUCGACCCAUUACUCUCGAAUCUGUCCCACUCAAAGUUUUCACAUCAUGUCUUCGCAACAGAACAUUUCAGUUUCUUGCAGAAAACAAUUACAUUGAACAGAACAUACAGAAAGGUUUCACUCCAAAACUCUCAGGAACACUAGAACACACAGCACAGUUGGCACAUAUCAUUAAUAAAGCGCGAGUAAAACAACGAUCACUUAUCAUAACACUAUUAGAUCUCAAAAAUGCAUUCGGCGAAGUCCACCAUAACCUUAUUCAUGAAGUUUUUGAAUAUCACCACAUUCCCGAUCACAUAAAGAAUCUUGUCAGUAGCCUUUAUACUGAUUUCCAGACUUCCAUAAUAACUGAACAGUUCAGUACUUCCUUCAUUACAGUCGGUCGUGGCGUCCUUCAAGGCGAUUGUCUCAGUCCUCUUUUAUUCAACAUGUCUUUCAAUACCUUUAUCCAACAUAUUAAAUCGGAAAAAUACCGUCAACUUGGAUUUUGGAAAUCCAGUGAAAACGGUACCCCAUUAAAUCCUCUUCAUUGGUUCCAGUUUGCCGACGACGCGGCUGUUGUUAGCGGCCAAGAAAAAGAAAACCAAAUGCUCCUCAAUCGCUUUACAAUCUGGUGUCAGUCGGCUGAAAUGAUAAUACGUGUAGACAAAUGUUCAACAUUUGGCAUUAGGAAACAAUUAACCAAAUCCAUUCAAUAUCUCCCAAAACUAUUUAUAAAUAACUGUCUUGUACCACGUGUUGAACUUGGUAAAUCGUUUCGCUACUUAGGUCGCUAUUUUGAUUUCAACAUGUCCGACGAGGAUCACAAAUCUGAAGUAUAUGACACACUUACUAAUAUCCUGAAUGAAAUUGAUGAUCUACCAUUACAUCCGAAAAACAAAAUUCUCUUAUACAGUCGUUAUGUGCUUUCCAAAAUCUCUUGGCACUUCACUGUUUCUGACAUAGGCAAAACCUGGGUUAACGAUAAACUAGAUAGUAUCGCGUCCAUGUAUAUCCGAAAAUGGCUUGAACUUCCAAUUUCUGCAACCCUUAGUAACGUCCUACUUCCCCACAAUAAAUUUGGAUUAAAUAUCAUUCUACCUUCAACCAAAUUCCUUCAAUGCCAAACUGUUUCUCGGAAUGCCCUAAAGUCGUCGCCAAAUGAAGCGAUCAAUAACCUUUGGAAAGAUACUAGCAAUCACAAAAAUGUACAAUAUGACAAAUACAAAAACACCAAGGACGUAUUAAACACCAUCAGGAAACAACAUGAAGACAAGCUUCAACACCACUUCAUUUCACAAGGCUCAUUUUUCUCCAAUAUCAUUAAACAUUCUACACUCUCAUUCAACUCUAUAUGGUCCUCCGUUCAGAGUAAACUUCCGAAGAAUAUAUUUAACUUCACUAUCCGGUAUAUAAAUAACACUCUUCCGACUCGCAAAAACCUUCUGAAAUGGGGAAUAUCACCAACAUCCGAAUGUUCGUUUUGUUUGAAUCCAGAAUCACUUCUUCACGUCGUCGCUGGAUGCAAGACCUACCUAAAUGAAGGACGUUUCACGUGGCGUCAUGAUUCGGUGCUUAACUUCAUAGCAUCCAUACUUAAAUCUGUGAACCAUUGUAACCUUUAUGCUGACCUUCCUGGCUAUAUCAGUCCAUCUGUUAUCACCGGAGAUGAAUUGCGCCCUGAUCUUUUGAUAACACUUGAAAACAAAUGUAUUUAUAUACUUGAACUUACGGUUGGAUUUGAAUCUAAUCUCCUCACUAAUGCAACUCGAAAAAGACAAAAAUAUCAAGAUCCAAUUAACGAACAGCUCAAAAAUUAUGAAAAAGUGAAAUUUGUAAAUUUAUCGAUUAGCUCAUUAGGAGUUUUCAGCCACCCGUCGCUAGAUUUCACCGAAAUGCUGAAAGAUCUAAAGUUUGAUGAACAAUGUAGAAAGUACUAUGUUCGGAAAAUUAUUAAUAUAUGUAUCAGGUCCUCGUAUUAUAUAUUCUGUAAGCGUAACAAAGAAUGGGAUAACCAACAACUAAUGUCAUACUAA
Messenger RNA from Paramuricea clavata, 2862 nucleotides. The record is from the annotation of a GenBank genome assembly. Lineage: Eukaryota; Metazoa; Cnidaria; Anthozoa; Malacalcyonacea; Plexauridae.